Molecule: messenger RNA, 2171 nt
Organism: Nicotiana tabacum (common tobacco)
Lineage: Eukaryota; Viridiplantae; Streptophyta; Magnoliopsida; Solanales; Solanaceae
Product: long chain base biosynthesis protein 1
Biological process (GO): ceramide biosynthetic process; sphingosine biosynthetic process
Cellular component (GO): endoplasmic reticulum
Molecular function (GO): pyridoxal phosphate binding; serine C-palmitoyltransferase activity
Source: RefSeq, a predicted model, not a curated record
CCCAAAAACGAAUGGUGGUGAAGUAGAAUUAAGAUUUAAGCCAAAGAAAAUUCCAUGGCACCACACUGAACAUAAAUUGCCAUCUUUGACGUGUCAAAAACGUUUGACCAGCGUUUCCUUGUUCAAGCUUUCUCGUUUCUCCCAUAGGAUUUCUGUCCCUCACAUUUCCCGGUUCUUUCCUUCUUCAACUAAUAAAGCCGCCUGCUUGUUUUCUUAUUUCUGGGUUUUAAUGUUUCAUUGAUUGCAGAAUUUUUUCAAUUCAAUUUUAUAAGGAUCUGCUUUGAGAGAUUUUCAAUAUUGCAGGAUCUCAUCUGUCAGCUUCUUAGAGUGGAGGGAAUGUAGUAAUAAACCAUCCUAAAACAAAUUCUUUUUUAUGUGGGUACGUUUGUCACCAUGGUCUGUAUUUUCCAAGUUUAGAUAAUGGAUUCAGCAGUUUCUGUACUGACAAAUAUGGUGAGAGUUACAUCUGAUUGGGUGACAUCAGCCUUUGAGGUUCCAUUCGCAAGAGCUGUGAUAUUUGAGGUUAACAUUGGAGGACAUCUAUUUGUGGAAGGUCUUCUCCUGGUGGUCAUUGUCUUUCUAAUGUCUCAGAAGAGUUACAAACCACCUAAAAGACCAUUGACAAAGAAGGAAAUUGAUGAGUUAUGUGAAGAAUGGGCCCCAGAACCACUUAUCCCUUCCAUCACUGAUGAGAUGAAACAUGAACCUCCGGUUUUGGAAAGUGCUGCAGGGCCUCAUACUAUAGUUAAUGGGAAAGACGUAGUGAACUUCACUUCGGCGAAUUACCUUGGAUUAUUAGGAAGCAAAGAAUUACUAGAGACUUGUACUUCAGCUCUAGAGAAGUAUGGUGUAGGUUCUUGUGGUCCCCGGGGAUUCUAUGGCACAAUUGAUGUCCACCUUGAUUGUGAGGCUAGAAUAGCGAAGUUUCUGGGAACUCCAGAUUCCAUACUCUACUCGUAUGGACUUUCUACAAUGUUCAGUGCAAUUCCAGCUUUUUGCAAAAAGGGAGAUGUUGUUAUCGCGGAUGAAGGUGUCCACUGGGGAAUCCAGAAUGGCCUUCAGCUCUCUAGAAGUACCAUCAUAUACUUUAAGCAUAACAAUAUGGAGUCGUUGCGAAGUACUUUGGAGAAAGUAACCCAAGAAAACAAACAAGCUAAGAAGCUUAGGCGCUAUAUCGUUGUUGAAGCUGUGUAUCAGAAUUCUGGCAAAGUAGCUCCAUUAGAUGAAAUCAUCAAGCUGAAGGAAAAAUAUCGAUUCCGUGUAUUGUUGGAUGAGAGCAAUUCCAUUGGUGUGCUUGGCAGUUCUGGUAGAGGUCUAACUGAACAUUGUAAAGUUCCGGCUGACAAGAUAGAUAUAAUAACUGCGGCAAUGGGACAUGCAUUGGCCACAGAAGGCGGCUUUUGCACUGGGAAUGCUAGAGUCAUUGAUCACCAGCGCCUCAGUAGUUCUGGUUAUGUCUUCUCUGCUUCACUGCCUCCUUACUUAGCAAGUGCUGCGAUUAAGGCUAUUGAUAUCGUGGAAGAAAAACCUGAACUUCUUGUCAAACUGAGGCAAAAUAUUGCUACGUUGACUAAAGGUCUAUCGGAUAUAAAAGGCUUAGAUAUAGUAAGUGAUCCGCUCUCCCCGAUUAUAUUCCUUACAUUAAAGAAGUCCACUGGUUCUUCAAAGGGUGAUCUACAAAUGCUUGAAGAUAUAGCUGAUCAUGUCUUGAAGGAAGAUUCUGUCUUUAUUGUUACUUCAAAGAGGUCAACUCUUGAUAAAUGUAAGCUGCCAGUUGGAAUUAGAUUAUUUGUGUCGGCAGCUCAUUCAGAAGCCGAUCUGGUGAAAGCCAGUGAAUCAUUGAAAAGAGCAGCAGAAUCGCUAUUGCCAGUUCGCGAUUGAUACUGAAGGAUCUAAACGUUCUUGAGAUUGCGUGGUCACAAUUGUUGAUUCACUACUUGUAGAAAUUCUUUUGUCCAAAAUUUUGCUUUCAUUUCCUGUUUCAUAUUUUGCUUAUUAGUGGAAAGAUCAAGAGAAGACUGAAAGAUGAUAGUACUAUAGUAGUAGUUGAAUAGUUGAAUGUAUAGAUAGAUAUUUAUUUCUAUUUUGUUGGAGUAUGAAGUUAAUUUUUGUUGAUUUGACGAGAUGUUUCUAUUUUGUUGGAGUAUGAAGUUAAUUUUUGUUGAUUUGAA